Molecule: messenger RNA, 8157 nt
Organism: Leptosia nina
Lineage: Eukaryota; Metazoa; Arthropoda; Insecta; Lepidoptera; Pieridae
Source: the annotation of a GenBank genome assembly
AUGGAUUCCGACUACGAUCGCAAGUUUCAAGAAAUGAAGAAAUACAUACCUUUUUUAGAGGGUAUGAUUAAUAAAUUGGAGAGCAGCAAUUUACCUAUUAACCCUAGACAGGCGCAUCUUGAUAAAAUAAAAUCCCUGAGAGAUUUACUCGAAAAUAAGAAAAAACGAAUGAAAAUGGAGAAUUUGUUAAAGUGCGAGCAAGUCUUGAUCAACUUGUAUGCUAAGGUUGAACAGACAGACCUGAAGCGAGAAGGUAAUAAAACAGGCUCUAAAAAUACGGACUUGAAUACGGUCAGGAACAAAUUGAAGUCUAUUGUAACAAAAUUAGAUCAAGACGAUACAUCUCGAAGUGUAACAGGUGAUGAAGUAGUAGAUAGUGCGCAGACAUCACUGUUCGAACGACGGUCUAGCAAAAGUUGUUCAACGCCAGUAAAAGAACCAUUAAAUGACAACAAGAAGAACUCACCACAAGCAUCUAAAAGAAAUUAUACACGAGUGCUUUUGUCACCAGAAAGAUCUGAUCAAAAAUGGUCCGAUGAUGAGAAUCCUAAAACUGAAAAACUGUAUAGUAGGAGGUCUCCUAGGAGAAUUUCGAAUAAAUAUUCUCCUACAUAUAAAAAAGAGAGGAAAAAGUCAAAAAAGUUAAAGGACCUGCAGUCAAAGGACCUAAAUAUAACUUUAAACGUGCCCGAAGAAAGUUUGAGUUCCUUAGAUACGGAGGAUAUUUUAUCUAGAAUAAUUAAUUGUAGUGAUAGUGAUGUUGACAUUACUACGCUGCGUGAACUGCGAACACAGAUCUUAGGUGAACUUAAACAGACGGGCGUUAAAGAUGAUAUUUCAGAUUUAUUACUGAAAUCGUGCAAGAAGAAUACUGCAAUAGAGAAAAAAUGCGAAGUAGAAGAAGGUGAAUUAUCGGAUAGUGAGAGUGAAACAAUUGAAAACAUAUAUGGAAGUUUAGUCAUCGUCGACAAAGAAAAAACAACGAAAGAUUCUGUAGGAAAAGAUAAGUCACGUAAAAUUCAAAUUUGUUUAGUUAUUAAUUCUGAUAAAAAAGGUGAUAAUUCUUUAGACCACGAUAAAAGUAAUUGCGUUAUAAGUGGAGAGGCAUCAAGUUUUGAAUCUUACCCUGUAGAAAAGACCCAAGAAUCAGAUUUAAAAGAAAGCAAGGUGUCUAGUGAGAAAGUAGCCGUCAAAAAGGAAGAAAUUCAGCACCAUGUAAAAGACGAACAACCUUGUAGACAUCUUGAAUACGAGGGCAUAGUCAUUAAGAAAGAUAACAAGUGUGAUGAAAUAAUUAAAUCUCAAAUUGAAAUUACUAAAGAGGAAAAAGAAACAAAUGACAAUAGGACUGAAAUGAGUAGAGAUAUUAAUGAUGAUAAAAUUUUAGAAGACAAUGUCAUAUCUACGAAUAAAAAUGAGCAGUAUUUUGCGCCUAACUUCUAUAAACAUGACAAUGACAAUAAAACUAUAACGAAUACUACUUCGAAGUCUCAUAAAUUAGACAAGUCAGCGGUAAAAAUUGAAGACGAAUCAAAUCAAACACAAGAAACUAUUCAAAGUCCUGUUGAAAUACCGCUUUUAGAUUUAGAGGCUUCAAAAAAACAAGAGAUUGUAUCAGAAAUUGACAUAUUGCAGGCUUUAAAAAAAGAAAUACUGGGCGAGAGCCCAUCAUCAACUACCGUUGAGAAUACUCCACUUCUUCAUCAACCAAAGAUAUCAAAAGUAUCAAGCGCUAAAGAAAUUGUGAAAAAGAGAAUUUCAAUUGAAAAUUAUAAAGAGAAAUGUCACUCAUCGACUGAGCCGAGGAAGCCAUUAUUUUUCCGCGAAGCGAAUAAGAAAAGAAUACAGUUGACUGACAAAGAAUGUGAAAGAUUUAAUCUUCCCAAAAAAAUUUCAUUUAAUGAUGAUGACGAUAAUUCUAUUGUCUCUCUGGGUGAAAUUUAUAGUGAUUUAGCUCCUAAAUCACCAGAUCAUGAAGAUUUUGCUGACACAGGAAUAAAACCACCUGUUAUAAUACCUAGUGACCCGGUUGAACCCACAGUGGUAUGUUCGUUACUGGACGUGGAUAUGAGACAUGUCUCUAUUACACCUCAAAUUUUAACAGGUACAACGUCGGCAUCAAGUAUUUCUGAAAAUACUGAUAAAACAAAGUUGUCAGACCCCAGAAAGUCUCGUUGGGAAUCUUCGUCGACAAAACGAGAGAAUAUUCUGCCAUCAUUUAACCCCAUAGACAACCCGAAUCAAACUCUACAAUCUACACUUCAAACCCCGUGUAACUCAAUAUUGAACCCUAAUAUGGCUCCUUUAACACCUAACAGAACACCAGUAUUUGUUCCAAAUGCGAGAACUUACGAAGUGACACCAUCCAGACCAUCACACGACGCUGAAGAGAUCCCAACGAGAAAACAUGUUUACGCGCCAUCAUUUUCGGUUGCAAAUUCAUUUGAUACAAAUGAUAAGAACGAACGCUUCUCAAUGGACAAUUCCUCUACUCCUAUCUGGGAAUUGAAUCCUAUUGCCGACGUGGAUAAUUUUGACACAAAUGAUUCGUAUGGACGAUUAGAGCGCUCGACAACUCCUGUGCGCUCCUUUGAUAGAUUCGAUUGUCCAUCUACACCAUUACCAUCAUUUGGUAGAAUGGAGUGCCCUACAACCCCGUUGCCAUCUUUUGGUCGAACGGAAAGAGCAAUGACUCCCAUUAAUUCGUACAGUCAUUUCGAAAAUUCCGCAACAACGGUUCAUCCCUUCUUAAGAAGAGGCGAAGGUUCAGCAACACCUGUCCAUUCGUUCGGUCGUUCAGAUGGUUCAACGACGCCGAUUCAUACAUUUGGUCAUUCAGAUAGCUCUUCAACACCGUCUCACAUAUUCGGUCGCUCCGAAGGAUCCAUAACACCCGUUUUUUCAUUUAAUCGUUCUGAAGACUCGCCGACUCCUUCGUACAUGUAUGGUCGAUCUGAUGGUUCUACUACACCUGCCCAUGCUUUUGGAAGAUCAGAUAGUUUGGGAGCACCACAAUCUUUUGAUGUGUCAAGAUCCGACUCGUAUAGAAGGUCUGCGAAGCCACCUUACAGGCGACAUGAUCCUAGACUUAAUAGAAGUUAUGAUCACGAUAAUUAUAAUAGGCCCGAAGAUGAAAAAGAUUAUGGUUACAACAGGAAUCCUCAAUUCUUUUCCGAUUAUCAGUCUGAUCAAAGAUUUUCUGAAUCGUCCAGUGGAUGUAGUCAAAAUUACGGAAGACGUGAGUUUAAUAGAUCUCGAGGCCGAAGGGGUGAUUGGUCUUAUAAGGACUCUUACAAAUCGGAUAGAGAGCCAAGUGCUAAUCGCUUUAUACGCAAAGACAGGGACUCUUAUCGCUUUCGUAAGAAAAACUCUAACUACAACGAGAGAAAUCUUGAAAAAUCUAUUGAUAAAAAACAUUCUGCCGAUAGAGAGAGAGAGAAGGCAUAUACUUCUUUAAGGAAGAUUGAUGUGUCAAAUGUACCAUCUGAAAGUCGAACGUUAGCGAUUGAUACAAGAGUCAAUACCACGUUUCAAGGAACAAACAUAACGUUAAGUAGUUUUGAUAAACGAAGACAGCGUGCGGCUAGUGUUGGAAGGAUUUUGACACAUGAGCCUAGUCUGGGUAUAAACAAAAACACCGUUACUAGGAGAUCGGAAACCGCCGAAAGUGAAACUCGUAAGAGAUUUCUACGAGCGUCUAGCGUUGGCAGAGAAUUUCACACAAAUGUCAGUUCAAGUUUUAAAGAUGUGAAAGCUGAUUUGCGAUCUUUCAAGUUGACAAACGAUUAUAUUGUGAGAAAAAGUACUGUUGAUUUUAAAGCGGAAAAUAAUUCUAUAAAAUUAAACCAUGCCAAGGGCAUAAACGAAAGAUAUUCGCCGAGAAAAAAUAAUCGUGAUCCUAGAAUGCGGCGCGAAUCAAGAUUUGAUAGGGCAGAGAAUAGUAAAGUAAAAACAAGUCCAAUUGGUGACACAAAAAAGUCUGGUAUAGUAUACACCGAUAGCAAUAUUUCCGCGGGUGCCAUUACUAUAGGUGCAAGUAGUAGCGUCAAAAAUUAUAAAAUACCAAAAAUAAAACGAUCACCAGAAAAAACUGUUGUAAGUGAAAAUGUCCAAGAACAUGAACCAUCUAGUACUAAACUUAUUACUAAAGAAAACUCUUCAAGUGAAAAUAACAGUAAAACGAAUACAGAAAGUAAAGAAAUUGUUGUGUACGUAACAUCGAAGGACACUGGUGAGUUUCAAAAGGAGAUAUUGAAAUUCCAGAGGAACGAUAAUGAUAUAAAUGACUCAAAAGAAAUCGAACUACAGAAAGUCAAAGAUUUGUACAAAAGUGUAAAUGAGAAUGCUUCGUCAUCUUAUCAUCGUGGAGCAGAAAAGGUAGACUCGAGCGAAACUUUAGAAAGACGUGUUACAAGAUCAGCAACAAAUAACACGAAUGUCACCGAUGUUUCACCAUCAAAAUCAAUUAGGAAGUAUAAAAGAACAAUUAUAUACGAAGACUCAGAUUCUGAUGAUAAAAAUGACAAAAGCAAUAAUGCUAUGUCGCAACGAAAAAACACAACUGUCGAAAGAGGAGUUGAAAUUAAAAAAGUAAAUAUUGAAGAUACAAGUCAACAAUCCAGUACAAUGAAGAAUUCCAAUCGGUUAAUGCCGGUAGUUGAUGUCAAUUUAGAUGUGGUUUUGCCACAAUCCGAAAAGAAUUAUAAAAGUGAAGUUAAUUAUGAGGACAUUAUCGCGAACCCGGAUAUAAAUAAUUUAACAAGUUCUGGUUGCAAUGUCACGACAAUUGAUAAAAGUUCUGAAAAGGUUGCUCUAAAGUUGGAAAAUACGGCUGAAACUACUGUUGCCGAAAACAAUAAAGACCGAAAUAAAACUAUUAAUAAUGAAACUAAUGAAAUAACUCCAUCAAAUACUCCUUAUUCCACGCAAAAACUUGAUGAAAAAACUAGCGAUUAUAUGGCUGAGCAUACCAAUAAAGAAAGCCAUAUAAAUGACAAUACCGAAGACCCUGAACCAAAUAAGGAAUCAGACGAAUUUCAUUCCAAUUUUGCCGAUCUAGAAAUAUUUUCUGAUACCAUAACAACUGAUCCUGUUUUAGAUAAUAUAAAUGCAUUAAUAGCAGAUUUAGAUCAUGAUUUAGACGUGGAAAAAAACAAUGAAUCACGCGGUCCAUUUACACAAGAGAUCACCAUGGAAAAUAUGUUAGAAAACAUAACUGUAAAUAGCAUGAAUAGUAAUGAUAAGAUAAAUAAACCAGAUGAAAAUGUAUCAAUAGAAGUAAAUGAUAUUUCUAAAAACAUUAACAGUUCAGCCAGUAUCAGUUCUAAAAAUAACGAAAAUAUUUAUGAACAAAAGACUGGUGAAGUUAAGGAUAGUUUGAUUAAUAACGAUAGUAAUGAUGCAACGGUUUCUACUACAAAAGAAGAAGUUCAAAGCCUUAAAGAUAAGAAUAAUGAAACUCGAGAAAAAAAUACAACAGUUGAUAGUUUGGCAACACCUGAUAGCACCAUAAAUGUUGAAAACCAAUCUAAAUUGGCAGACGAAAAUGUACCCGAUAGCACAAAUGAUUUCAAUGAUAUUUCGUCAUCAAAUUUAAUAUCCGAAACCCAAAACAAAAAGUCCCCAAAUAGUCAUCAAUCUGAACGUGCAGAAAGAAGUGAUUCUAUCGGAAAUUUUUUAUCAAUACUUCAAGAUAAAACUAAGAUAAAAGAAGUAUUAAGUUUACUAGGUGAUUCAUCAUCAGAACAUGCGAAAAUAAAAAGAAAACUAGAAAAGCUUAGUGAAAUUGUAUCCGAUGACGAAGAAAACGAUAACGGAUCUAAAGAUGCCGUUACGAACAAAAAUAAUAAAAACAAAACAGAAUGUACUUUGAACAAAGACAGCUAUAAUGAAGUUACUGAAAUCCAAGUUAAUACUGUUGUGGAGAAUUUAGAUAAAAAAGAUAAGGAGGAGGAAGCAAUAAACGAUCCUAAAAACGUAGAAUUCCAUGAAACACCACAUAAUUUACAUAGUAGUAAAGAUUCGUUCCAACAAGCGAAGGAACCAGAAAUUGGAGUAGAACCUCUAACUUCCCCUAAACAGUUAGUAGAAAAAGAAGUGAAAAUCCAAAAAAGAGGACGAAAACAGAAAACGUUAAAUAAAGGAGUUGCGAGUAUUAAAAAUGCAAAAAAAAAUACUAGCGUUAUUCCUAAAACUAAAAAACCUUCGAGAGAGGUAUUAAACUUACAGGCAGACAUUCGCGAGAUGUUUUUAAAAGAUGAUAAAGAAAUCUUAGACGGUACAACAGGGCUACGAAUGUGUCGUUUAGCUAAAUUAGUUGAUAGUAAAUCUCAAAAUGAUAAAUCACAAAAUCUCCAAGAAGAUAUAAUAAAGACUUCCAGUAAUGACAAUUCGUCAGAUAUAGGUGACAAGAAUAUUAAAAAAAAAACUGCUAAGAAGUCAAAAAGUUUAAACUCAACAGACCGGAAUGCGUCAUCGGAAAAGGUAAAAAUAUAUGAAGAUUCAAAUUCCCAAAGCUCGACUAAGUCCAUGUAUACUAAUGAAAAUGAAUCUCAAAAAGAUCCAUAUGUCUUUGAAACCGAAUCGGUAGGCGAAUCCAUUUGUACUAGUGAAAAAAAAGAUGACUCUUCCGAAUACGAUAGCGAGUCUUCUCUCGGACCAGACUCUUGUAAGAGUGAUUUACCAGAGCGACGUACUCCAGAGGCUAAGAAAAAAACGAAGCGCAAGCGUUCUGCGUGGCAAUCGGGAGUAAUUGUACCCAAAAACAAGAAAAAGAAAAACCAAAUCUCGAAGAUAAAAACUGAUAGUGAUCCUCUACCUAAACUAGCCUUCGAAGCCAAGUUGCUUGAUCCUAACUGUUAUAUUGAUAAACUUUACUGUUUUUCAAAAAAUGUUUUAAUCUACGAUUGCCGAUUAUGUUCAGAAAAAGACAGUGCGAUUGUACAUCAUUAUAAAACAAAGCACCCGCACAGUGAAAUACCUUUAUCUCGUAUGAGUCCAGAUGUGGCGCAGGAGGCCAUUAAGCAAUGUGAAAAAAUAGAUUUUCAAGCUAUCGGUGCAGUUCCGAGCCAACGUUACGUAUGUCGGUUUUGUUUCAAAGAAUUCGCAAGUUGCAAGAGUUUUGAAAGCUUCUUUUGGCACGUGGUAAGUGUCCACACUGGAGAAUACAAGUAUGACUGUUCAAUUUGCGAUACAGAUAAAGUAUGUCCAUUUAGUUUGGACAUCCCUCCACCACCAAAUAAGGAAAAGGGUCAUGUGACCGGAUAUGUCUGUGGAAAUUGUAACUACACUCAAAUAUCAUUAGAAAAUCUGAAGAGCCACGUUAUCUCACGGCAUAACGAUGAAAAGACUGAAGUAUACACUAUUAAUUUGUCUCACAUGUCAACAAAGUCUAUAAAUACACUGUUAAAACGACCAAAAACUAGUAAAGAGGAGCAACGUGUUUUGAGAAGUUCAAGGUCUAACAUAAGUCCUGACCUUGUCGAUUACAAAGAAAAAGAAAAUGAUAUGAGCAAUACGGCGGCAUCGAGCAAUUUACAGGAUUUAAAUAUCGAAAACAUUAAGGGACAGAAGAAAAACCAAUCUAAGAUAACAUUUGAAAAUGAUACUGAUUACGAUAAUAUCACUAAACUGUCUAUGCAAAUAGUCGAUAGAUUUAAAGUAAAAGAAGAGAAGAGAGAUAUCGAAGUUAAAGAAGCAGAGGUCAACUCAGAUAAUGGUACCGAUUUGAUCCCCGCUUUAGACGCGAACGAAGGGCCAGAAGAAGGGGUAAAUGAAUCAGUUAAAGACAUUAAUGAAUUGCCUCAUUUUAACGUCACGUUUACAGAAACAGGUAGCAAACAGUACGUUUGUUGUAUUAAUCAACAUCACAAUCACUACAAGACGUCGCUAAUGAUUUCAUUUAAAAAACAUGUCGCGUCGCACUCUGAAAAGUGGGACGGUUAUUGUCACGUUUGUAAAGCUAUUGUCAUGCCCCAAGGAGCCCAUUUAUUUAAGACUUGUCUGCAGCAUUUUACGGAUAAUCAUCCUGACGGUUUUCCCGUUUUGGAGUCACUAGAAAAGCAGGUCAUCGAACAGCCCGCUCGACCUUCGGCAUCUCCGAGCCCGCUCGAAGUUCACCCAAACCAUUUUUAUCUGUCAGGCCAUUGGCGGAACUAA